Molecule: messenger RNA, 1515 nt
Organism: Lachancea lanzarotensis
Lineage: Eukaryota; Fungi; Ascomycota; Saccharomycetes; Saccharomycetales; Saccharomycetaceae
Gene: MET3
Product: LALA0S06e01398g1_1
Exons: 1
Coding region: 1-1515 (504 amino acids)
Biological process (GO): sulfur amino acid metabolic process
Cellular component (GO): cytoplasm
Molecular function (GO): sulfate adenylyltransferase (ATP) activity
Source: RefSeq, a predicted model, not a curated record
AUGCCAGCUCCACACGGUGGUGAAUUGAAAGAUCUGCUUCAACGCGAUGCUCCUAUCAAGACCCAAUUGUUGCAAGAAGCAUCUGAAAUUCCUUUGCAAUGGAACUUGACCGGUAGACAAAUCUGCGAUUUGGAAUUGAUCCAAAACGGUGGGUUUUCUCCAUUGGCAGGAUUUUUGAAUAAAAAGGACUACGAAGGUGUUGUCCAAAACUCCAGAUUGAGCAGUGGUUUGAUCUGGACAAUGCCCAUUACUUUGGACGUGGACGAGAAAUUCGCAGCAAAACUGCAACCGGAGACCAGAGUGACUUUGUUGCAGGACAACGAAAUCCCCGUCGCUAUCCUCACUGUCACGGACGUUUACAAGCCAGACAAGAAAGAAGAAGCCAAAAAAGUGUUCAGAGGCGACCCUGAACAUCCAGCUGUGAAAUAUCUGUACGAGACCGCAGGCGAGUUUUACGUCGGUGGUGAGAUCCAGGCGAUCCAGAGCCCUGUCCACUACGACUACCCAGGUUUGCGUAAGACGCCAGCUCAAUUGAGACUGGAAUUCGAGUCCAAGAACUGGGAUCGUAUUGUCGCUUUCCAGACCCGUAACCCAAUGCACAGAGCUCACAGAGAGCUUACAGUCAGAGCCGCAAGAGAACAAAACGCUAAAGUUCUGAUCCAUCCAGUGGUGGGUCUAACCAAGCCAGGUGAUAUCGACCAUCACACCCGUGUGCGUGUUUACCAGGAAAUCAUCAAAAGAUACCCUAACGGUAUGGCCCAGCUAUCGUUGCUACCUCUAGCCAUGCGUAUGGGCGGUGAUCGUGAAGCUGUGUGGCACGCAAUCAUCAGAAAGAACUACGGUGCCACUCACUUCAUUGUUGGCAGAGACCACGCUGGUCCGGGAAAAAACUCUGCUAAUGUGGACUUCUACGGCCCAUACGAUGCCCAAGAGCUUGUUGAAUCUUACAAGAACGAAUUGGACAUCGAAGUUGUCCCAUUCAGAAUGGUUACUUACUUACCAGAAGAAGAACGUUACGCUCCAAUCGACCAAAUCGAUUUGUCCAGCACCUCCACUUUGAACAUCAGUGGUACUGAAUUGAGAAACCGUUUGAGAACCGGUGGAUCCAUUCCGGAAUGGUUUUCGUACCCCGAAGUGGUCAAGAUUCUAAGAGAAUCGAACCCACCAAGACCAAAGCAGGGUUUCGCUAUUGUUUUGUCCAACUCAUUGGUUAACAACAAGCAACUUUCUAUUGCUCUGUUGUCUACUUUCCUACAAUUCGGCGGUGGUAGAUACAUCAAGGCCCUAGAUCAUAAAAAUGACGCUAACGUUUUGGAAUUGGUGCCAGACUUUAUCAAGAGCGGAACUGGUUUGAUUCUAAACGAAUUCGACAACGUCAAGAGCGUCACUAAUGCCUACCUAGUGGGAGCCGACGAGGAUGCGACCAUCAAGCUUGACAGUAACGACGAAUCCAUCUUGCACAUUGUGCAAAAGGUUGUGUUAUUCUUGGAAGACAAUGCUUACUUCCAGUUUUAG